AUGACCCCAUCAACAUCUCAACAUUCCUUCCUGUUGGAACAUUACCGACGUCAAAACAUUGUCUCCGCUGAGCCGCCCCAUGCAGCGUAUCCACAGCUCUGGGGUGGACGGGGGAAGAGCGGAGGCGUUGCUGCGAGUGCCGUUCGAAGGAUGUGGAGAUCACAGGAGCUCGGUCUAAACAAAUCACUGCCCCGUGUGGCUGUAUCUUGCAUGUCUACAUCAGAGAAAGAAAGCCCUGGAGCUGAACAGCGGGAGAAAAAAUUCACAGCCCAUCGGAAGUUUGGCGAUCGUCGUGAAGGCGUGACAAGCGCUCGUACUUAUUUCUAUGCCGAUGAGGCCAAAUGCGACCAACACAUGGAGACUUUCCUGAAAUGCAUCAAAGCCUCGGGUGGAAGUUCUGAAGACGGUUUCUCGGCUAUUAAGAUGACUGCCUUGGGGCGACCACAAUUCCUGCUCCAGUUCUCCGAGGUGCUGGUGAAAUGGAGACGCUUUUUCAGUUUCCUUGCUGCCAAGCAGGGGAAAGACGGUGUGGAGGUGCUGGAGCAGAAACUGGAUCUGGAGCAAUUGCAGACUUGUCUAGCUAGACUGGGAGCUCAAGGCAACAUUCAGAGCUGUUUCUCUGAUGGACGACUGCACUCAUCAGGCAUGGUGGACAUGCUGGACUGGAACCGCCUGAUCGACGAGAGAACGAAGAUAUCUGAUCUGCUGGUUGUCCCGAACCUGGAGACUGGUGAGUUGGAGCCUCUUCUGUCCAAGUUCACAAAGGAAGAGGAGAGGCAGAUGAAAAGGAUGCUUCAGCGACUGGACGUCUUGGCUAAGCAUGCGGUGGAAAAUGGCGUCAGGCUGAUGGUGGACGCCGAACAGACGUAUUUCCAGCCUGCCAUCAGCAGACUCACUGUGGAAAUGAAGAGAAUCUUCAACAGAGACAAAGCUGUCGUUUUCAACACCUAUCAGUGCUACCUCAGAGAGGCAUUUGAUAAUGUGUCCAUGGAUGUGGAGCUAUCAAGAAGGGAAGGCUGGUGUUUCGGUGCCAAGUUGGUAAGGGGGGCUUACAUGUACCAGGAGAGAAGCCGAGCUGCAGAGAUUGGAUACGAAGACCCCAUCAACCCCGACUAUGAAUCCACUAACAGAAUGUACCACAGGUGUCUGGAGUAUAUUCUGGAGGAGAUCAACCACAACAGGAUGGCCAAUGUCAUGGUGGCGUCUCACAACGAGGACACGGUCAAAUUCACGCUGGACAAAAUGAACGAGAUGAGUCUCUUUCCGACGGAGAACAAGGUGUACUUUGGCCAGCUGCUGGGGAUGUGCGAUCAGAUCAGCUUCCCGCUGGGUCAGGCGGGGUUCCCCGUGUACAAGUAUGUGCCGUACGGCCCGGUGAACGAGGUCAUCCCGUACCUGUCCCGCCGGGCGCAGGAGAACCGCGGCUUCAUGAAGGGCUCUCAGAGAGAACGCAGUCUGCUGUGGAAGGAGCUCAAGCGCAGGUUCUUCAGUCGACAGCUGCUCUACAGACCCGUCUACUAAACCUGACGUCUGCUGCGCUCUCUCAGUUUCUCCACACCGAGCGGACAUCUUGUAGGUCUAUAGUUCGUCAUCAGCGGCUUUGAAAUGAACUGGAGUUAAAGACAACAUGAAACUGCAUUCGCAAUGCCUUAAACUUCUGCAGUGUGACGUGAAAAACAGAAAGUGAAACAGUGGAACUUAAUUUGAGAAAAGGAAACCUUUUUAGUAAUAUCUUGUUUUUCUAGAUCAACAGAUGAUUUAUUUAUUUUUUUACGAAGAAAUUAAAUAAAAAGCAACUCAUUGGCACUUAGCAACCGCAUAGCAACACCCUAGCAAUCACCCUGGAUAUCUUAGCGACUGCAUAGCAACACCUUGGCAACCACAAUAAAAAAAUUCAAACUUUAAGCUUUUAAAAGUACUUUUAAACUUCAAACCAUUUCAGACUGAAAACCAUCAAACCCCAGUUUCACAGACAAGGCUUAAACCUAGUCCUAGACUAAAAUGUAAAUCUGAGCGGUUUCAACUGAAAGAAACUCAGAAGCUCGCAAGAGUGAUCUUAAAGCAUUUCAGUGCCUUUGUUUUGUCUUAAGAUGCACACCAGUAAUGUUUUAUUUUUUUUUUCGAAAACAUGUUUGAAAAUUACUUUAAUGUCCUAAUUGAACUAUGGCUUUAUCCUUGCUUAGGCUAACCCCCGUCUAUUAAACCGGACCUUAAACCUCUUAAACUUUUAAUCUUUUCAAUCGUUUUCAAUCUUUCUGGCCAACGUAACGUUUGACUUGAGAAACCUUUUUUUCAAUUAUUUUCAAUCUUCUAUUUGUCCUACACACUUAUUGGAUCUAAUAUGCAUUUGUUGUAUUUUAUUCAACUUAACACAAACCUAGUAUCUGAUAAAAAGCUAAUAUUUAAAAACACAUUUUUAUAUUUUAUUUAUCCCAUGCUGCCAGUUAUCAGAUUUCAUAUAAAUUAUAUAUUUUUUUCUACAUAACCCAUUAUUCAAAAAAAAAUAUUUAAAAACAUAUUCAUUUUUAUUUAUUGUUUUUAAAUUUAAUUUAUUCCACAUAAAUCUUCAAAAAACAAA
Messenger RNA from Puntigrus tetrazona (Sumatra barb), 2578 nucleotides. RefSeq names its product proline dehydrogenase 1, mitochondrial-like. Lineage: Eukaryota; Metazoa; Chordata; Actinopteri; Cypriniformes; Cyprinidae. The transcript is spliced from 13 exons. The coding region runs from base 1 to 1521 and encodes 506 amino acids. The record is from RefSeq and is a predicted model, not a curated record. Gene Ontology annotation, molecular function: proline dehydrogenase activity; FAD binding. Gene Ontology annotation, cellular component: mitochondrion.